Molecule: messenger RNA, 522 nt
Organism: Rhagoletis zephyria (snowberry fruit fly)
Lineage: Eukaryota; Metazoa; Arthropoda; Insecta; Diptera; Tephritidae
Source: RefSeq, a predicted model, not a curated record
AUGUUGAACGCAAACAGCGAAAAGCUAAUGAAAUGUCAAGCAAAAAUUGAGGAAAUCGAUGAAGAAGACAUGACCCGUGGGGAGUUAGAGGACAUAAUUGCCGAAACGAAAGCCAUUAUUAAAUCAAUUUUGGCGAAAAACAAAACUUCAGUUGGCGAAACUUCUUUCGUAGCGCCUCACAGCUCAAGACUCCCUAAAAUGAAUUUGCCAAAAUUUAAAGGACAGUAUUCGGAGUUCAAAAACUUUAUGAGCUUGUUUAAGAGCCUUGUACACAACGAUCCUACAAUCCCAGAUAUUGAGAAAUUUAACCACUUGGUUAACUGUCUGUCUGGUGAGGCUUUGGGAACGGUAAAGGCCUUCCAAAUGUCAGACGAAAAUUAUUCGAAGGCUUUGGCUAGUCUCAAAAAAGUUUAUGAUAACAAAUACUUAAUAUUUUUCGACACAAUUUCCAACUGCGCUUUCAUGUUUAUGACUCACUGCUGUCGUUGGGUGACGAGAAAAAUAUCACAAACGCAAUCAUAA